GUCGUGUUCAGUACUGGCGCGCGGGCGUAGGCGGCGCGGAAACUCGCGGGGCAUGCGAGCGCGAGGGUCCAGAGGACCUGCCGCCCGCAUGCGCGGCUCUCAACGCCCCCUCGUUUGGCGAACGCGUGGCAGAUGUGCGAGUGCGCGGAACUUGCGAGUGGGCGACGCGCGCGGUGUGCUGGCGCGCUUGGCGCGACCUGCUUCCGGACUACCACUUCGACAAGCAUCCCCUCGGCGCCGGCCAGCGGGGCGCCGCCGACCUGUGCCGCCUGGGGGGCGCCGGCUCCGCGGCGGAGGCGCGCCUGUUCCUGGCGGCGAAUUAUUUUCCAGGCGCCUGUGCAGCUGCUCUCGCCCUCGCGCGCUGCCCGGCCGGGCGUCGCUCGGCGGUGGUCUGCCACGGUUGCCAAGGACGCGUUGGCGAUGGCGGGUCUUUUGCCCCUGCUAGCGAUGAGAUGCGCUUGCGCGACUACGCGGUGCAUCCUGUUCGCUGCUGGUUAGGGCCGGGAGGGCGCGAGGUCGCGCGCGAGCGCUUCGAAGGCGUGGCGCCGCCAGGCCCUGCUAGCGGCGCCGCGUCUUGCUCGGUGCUCGGAUGCAGCGCGAGCGAGUUCGCGCCUGCGGUGGCCGUGCUAUCUGAUCAUGAGCUCGCGCGCGUGGGGCGCAUGUGCAUGUUCUGGCAGCGUGCGUCCACGGUCCACGAGAGCCUGCCGGAAAUGCUGGCGGGCGCGCCGUCUGUCCCGGGCAGCGGGCAGGGCGCUUUCCAAAGUGGGCGCGCUGAAGCUCCGGCGAGCGUCCGACUGGAUGACGGAGCACAAACUAACUUCUUCGGCGUGGAGUGGCGGGGCGACGCUGCAGCUGCGUGGGGGGCCGAGGACGUGCAGGUGGGGGUCGUUCGCGAGGCCGACGAGGACUUGGGCCAGGCGCCUCCUGCCUGUGUCCGGCGCUUGCU
This is a messenger RNA of Prorocentrum cordatum, 946 nucleotides long. Lineage: Eukaryota; Dinophyceae; Prorocentrales; Prorocentraceae. The record is from the annotation of a GenBank genome assembly.